Messenger RNA from Xyrichtys novacula (pearly razorfish), 37649 nucleotides. Lineage: Eukaryota; Metazoa; Chordata; Actinopteri; Labriformes; Labridae. The record is from the annotation of a GenBank genome assembly.
UCAGAGGAGGAAUCUUUCUUUAUCUGCCAUGGUUGGUUAAAACAAACAGUAGGAAAAAAAUGGAAGCUGGUCAAAAUGAAAAAGAGCUUAUAAUAUUAAUGUCAUCCAACAAGUACUAAAUCUCUUCUAAACUUGCAGGAUUGGCUCUUAUCUGAUGCCACCAUUCUCAUCAUGAAACUCCUGGGAUCUCCUGUGCCCCUGUUUUUAGAUUUAAGGAGACUGAGGAAUGGCUUGGGAUAGGCUAAUUAUACAGCCACCCACACACUGCGGAUCUGUGUGUUCCUGCAUGUCCAGCUUUGUGAAAGUCUAUUUCAGCUUUAAAACUGAAAAUUGAGGUCAUCCUGACCAGCCUGUACUACUUUACAGGGCAAUUAUGGUUCAGGGUUAACAUUAGAUUUAGUCUUAGGCGAUGGGAAGAUAUGGCUGAGGUUAGAAAUGAAGUGCAGAUGGUUAAAUUAAAAAACGAUGGGAAAGAGUCAUCUGUCAUGAUCCUAGCAAAUACAAAAAUGUUGUUUUGUGGUUGUGUGUAUGUGGUCUGUCAAAGAUUACACAUUCAAAUCAGUGACUAGAGAUCAUUCCAUAUAAUUACACAUUUAAAAAUACUUACAGCAGAGUGAGCAUUUGUACAGGGUUUCAUUUCUUAAUCCACAGUACCAGUUAAAUAUUAAAAAUAUUACUUUCUCUCUAUACUCAUACACAGUCUAAAUAGGCUUUAUAAAAUCCAGACAAAGCAUGCAGAUUGAAAUGUGACUUAAUACGAGUAACAACCGUGGUGCCACAGAAGCUACAUUUAAAAAAGGUACUAUUCAGGCUGUUAUUAAAUUCCCACCCACUCACACUUGUGUCACACCUGGUAUGUGUGUGUGAGAGUUACACCUUUUUGUAGCGAACACAAAGGGUUACAGAUGAGACUAUUAAUGAGCUAGCAGCUCUUUACCUGCUUUGACUGCAUAGAAAGUUGGUGCAGCAGUUUUCCAAAGUCUAGUCAGUGAUCGUCUUAUAGUACUAAGUCCAACAAGGCAAGCAGCUGUCAACUCUGAAAGUUAUUUCAUCAUCCCAUCCAACACACAUGCAGUAGAGACGCACAUCAGAAGAAAGGUCACACUCUUGGUUUCACUCGCCAAUACUGCUGCUGAUUUUUUUGUUGGCUCUGUCGCUUGGCUUUCAGCAUCCUGAGUGAACAAAAAAAAAGGGCAAAUGGCUUAAAAAAACAAUAGAGGCUGUAUUACACAAAAAUGACCAUAUCCUCGUGUUAUUUUUAAACACUUUGACAAUGCUGAUAAUCCCGAAGCCAUGAAGUACUCACUUGCGUACGUAGUAGAUAACAAACACCAGCACCACUAAAAUGAGGAGGGCAACAAUGAUCACAGCUGCAAUUAACCCGGCCUCCCCUGCUUUGGAAGAGCUGCUGAAGAGCUGGAACUGCUCACAUCUACUGCCUUUGUAAUUGUCAUUGCACCUGGAUAAGACAGCAAAUCCAAAAAAAGUACUUGGUCAUGAAACUUGACAUGUGGCACCAAAAAGUUCUAACAUAGAUGGAGAAAUAAGAGAUUCCCAAGGGGUUACUUUUCCAAAAAAAGUGUUUUAUUUAACUUACACACAGGAGAGAGUAUUCAUUGAAUGUAUUUUAUAGCAUGUCCCUCCGUUCAUGCAGUAAGUGGCUUCCUGUGCAUCACAAGGGGAUCCGUGUUCUACAAAGACGCACAAAAUCUCAGGAAAGAAAUCUCUCAAAACUGAAUAUACUACUUUGAUCAAUUAUCCCAACAUUUUUAUAAUUACCUGCCAUCAUGUCACUUUUCUUUUGCCCGUCUCUGAGAAAACACACACAAAAAACAUUUUUGUCACACAGCCGCAAAGUAAUCUCUCACUUUCUUGGCGCUAAUGUCCUCACCAUGAAGUUUUAAAUGCCAAUAAUAAUAACAAACACAUUUUAAAAUCUGAAAAAGAGUCACAAACUGUCACAGAGUAGUAAUAGUAUACUAUCACUUUUAAUGAUUUAAAUAAGAAGUCUCUCCUUACCAGCUCUGGAAAUCCUAGCUUUCUGUCGUUAGUUCAGGUAAUGAGUCAUUGUGACGCCUCAAAGUUAGCUAGAUCUGCUUUUUGUUGGAUCUUUGCAGCCAUGUGGGCGUGUUCCUCCAAGAAAAAUGUUGAGAUUGCAGUUUGUCCACAUUGUAAAUGGCAAGCCAAACGUCAGGAUACAAGGUAAUUUUUAGUAUGUCAGAGUGUGAUUUGAUGACGUGAGCUACACAGGUGAGGCUGUCAAAGGUCGAAAGUGUCUUGAGGACAAUCUAACAAUGUGGGUGUCUGCGUCUUUGCCAAAAGAAGAUUUAGGCUACUUUUGUUUUUGUUGCAGCAGAUUUAGUUGUCUCCGACUGGGUGAGGAAGUCACCUGUUGUGCAUGUGAGCGCAGCGUGUUUGGGUUUGGUACGAAACUCUUGAAUGACUGGUAUGCAGAGAAGGCAUGAAUGGAAUCGUGGGAACCUUUUUGAACUCUGAAUGCUCAACACACCACUUCCUCUGGAGAGGUGAUUACGCCGGUAUGCUGAAAACCGUUAGCUGACUCAUCAAAGGGUUCCUAUUCAUAAAUUUAGUUUCUUUGACGUUGUGAUUUCACAAUCAGGGAUAGGUCAGUAUCAUUAAAGCAAUGUGGAAGAAAUCAGAAUUUGAGGGUUGUUUCUUUUCUUGCUUAAGGCUCUUGUGAGGAACUUUAGGUUUGUGUCAAUUUUGGUAUUGACUUUUGACCUAAAACCUCAUCCUGCUUAUAUUGGACAGUAAGAUAUAUCAUUUAUCAGGUGUAAAUUAGGUGUGAAUAUUAAGGUGUAAACUGUCGGACCAGGGCUGUUUCCUAUAGCUGCUUGACUGUCACCUACCCCCUUGUGUUGGCUUGGGGCAUUAAAUUUUACAAUAUAAAAAUCAUCCAUAUUUACCCUGAUGGUCAUGUUUGCUUUUGGAUAUCAUGAAAAAACAUCUGUUUGAAUUUCUUUGUAUUGUAUUAAAGGGAUAUUCUGGUGUAAAAUUAAGUUAGGGUCAAACACACUGUAACAUCAAGUUAGACACCCACUCGAGAGAUAAAUGUUGCAGACUGCUUGCUUCUCUAGUACUUUAGUAACAACCGCACGAUAGCAAUACACAACGGUCUGAGGAGCCAUAAACAAACCUCAACCAAAACGCCACUCUAUAGCCACAAAUAAUGCUCAGAACAGCACCUAACUUUAUCAACAGUACAUAUAGGGUCCUAGCCACAGCACUAGCCAUCAAACAUCUUUUUAAAUUUACCUAAUUUCUUGAACAAAGAGACCAAACACAACUCACCUACUCUCUUCCAGCAGCUGCUUGUUUGUAGCAAGACCUCAGGCCAGUCCAUUAUGGACUGCUGCGGGGUGACGCAGCUCAAGGAAGAACAUUUAUGAUCAUUACUUUAUCAUUUCCUUACAGUAAAAAUCACCAUAUUAAUAAUUUUGUACUGCAGACGUGGUAGUUCUUCUGCCUUAGCGUCUCAGUCUGAUUGCAUUUCCAUGAAGAAAUAAUUGUAAAUGUUCUUUCUUGAGCUGCAUUACCCCACUGUAGUCUGUAAUGGACUGGCCUGAGGUCUUACUACAAACAAGCGGCUGCUCGAAGAGAGUGGGUGAGUUGUGUUUAGUCUCUUUGCUAAAGAAACUAGGUAAAGUUAAAAAGAUGUUUGAUGGCUAGUGCUAUGGCUGGGACCCUAUAUGUACUGUGGAUAAAGUUAGGUGCUGUUCUGAGCAUUAUUUGUGGCUAUAGAGUGGUGUUUUGGGUGAGGUUUGUGUGUGGCUCCUCAGACCACUGUGUAUUGCUAUUGUGCGGUCGUUAGAGUAGCAAGCAGUCGGCAACAUUCAUCUCUCAAGGGGUCGUCUAACUCAGUGUUACGGUGUGUUUGAGCCUAAAUUAAUUUUAUGCUGGAAUAUCCCUUUAGUGUCAAAAAACUCCUCAUAGGACCUUUAAGUCCCUCACUCUUAAGGCCUCCUGUAGCCUACAGAGUGACUAAAAAUGACUUAAAAUGUGGUUUGCAGUUAUAACUGAGCACAUUACAAAAGUCACUCAUUAUUUGGAUGGGUAAUUUAGAAUUAAAUCUUUCACUCUCCUUGUUGGUGCUUCCGGGGCCUAAUUUUCCCGCGUCACAUUUGUAGGACACAUCUUUAAUAUCUCUCCGAGUCCAUCUGGGAAUACGAGAGUGACGGUGCAGACUGAUAAAUGGCACACAAAGAUAUUGAAUCCACGGCUGAGCUCUACAGAAACACUUGAGGUCACUGUUUGAGUGUGCUCUAUUAUUUUUCGCGCGGGUGGGUUGAUAUCGCGAGGAACUCUGACGCUCAAGAGGUGAAGGGAAGCGAGAGUGUUUUUCUACGUCGACGCUGUCAGGGUGGCACAGAAAGAGGGACGUAGGAUAAGAAGGUGUUAUCGUAGCCUAGUUAUGCUCUGUAUUUGAUGUAUUUUUGUCCCGGGGUUAAUUUUUUAUCCAUGAAGCACCGUGUACCCCUCGUUGACGACCGCCCGUCACACAUCUGACGCCGCUGGAUCCCAGUUUUCAGCACCUGGACAGCUCCUCUUCUUCUUCUUCUUCUUCUCCUCAUUAUUGGGCACAUGGAGUCCCUGGUGUGAUUGUGGGGGAAGCCCUGCGAGCACAUUAUGCCUCCCUCCGAAAUAGACGUGGUUUACUCCCCGGUUCAGUGACAGCCUCGUCGUCGUCGUCGUCUCUGCUGAAGGAUGCUGCUUUCAGUCCGGAGGUGGUGUUUUCUUCGUGCGCUGUCUUACGGGUGCUCGACCAACGCAAAUUUGGGGGGAAUCGCAGCCUACUCACAGCCAGAUCCGAGCCUCCCUCACACUGAUCAUUACCAUCAUCAUCAUUAUCAUCAUCAUCAUCAUCAUCGGCGAGGAGGGAGAUAUUACCAUCAUCUCUGCGAGGGCAAAGGAGUCACGACAACACUUUGCACGAUGUAGAGCUGGAAAACACAAGAGGUUAGUGUGUCUUAGGGCUUCUUUUUGAUGCAUUGGUGUUGGUUGGAACAUGGAUGAGAGUGUGUGGCCUCUGAGCACAGUGGGAAAUGUGAACAGCACCACAACUGCUCACUGAGACACAAUUUCAAUGACUGCAAAUGCAUUUUUAUAAGGUUUUAAAGCAUAAAGCGUAGGAAAUAGCCUUAAGUGCAUUCACGGGUAAAUGAAAUAGUAAAAGAUUUUGCCUCAUGGGCAUCCAAAAACAUUAAGGAUGUACUGUAUACUUUUUUAAAAGUUGUAACUUAAUAUGCAGAUUGUGAAAUAAAUCCCCAAGCCCAGCUAUUCUUUGCUCUGCAGUAACACGCUCAAACCCACCUUUGUUCCUGCACACCUCCAUCAGAUUUUCCUCAUGGAGCAUUUUGUCUUUUUUAACCUCAUUAGAUUCCUUACCUGGGACUCUUUCUGAAGACCACAUUAUUUGGGGAAGCUGCAUUAAAACAGUGUCACUCUCAGCCCUUGGGUGACCUAAGUCGAUUUAUCCUGAGUAGCAUUUUAUUUGCUGUGCUACAUGACUUUGCUGUGGUCUCCUGCGGCUAUGAGUGCUGACUCCUCGCCUGUCCGCUUUUGAAGGUUUCCUCUCUUCUCCUUUGUGUCACACACUUCCCCCUGAGUUCAUGAAGGUGUGAACACAGGAAAAGUGUAAUUCUCACAGUUAUAAAUCAUCUCUUGCUGACAACUGGUUUCAGGAGUAUAACUUUGCAAUCCUGAGAAUUGCGCUUGUUUUACUUUGGAGUUUUAGACCGUUCACUAUUAAGUAGUGACUUUGUGUUUGUGGCUUUCUGGUCUGCUCAUGUCAUGUCUGUUCUCUGCAAAGCAGCUGGAGCGGUGCUGUCAUUGAAUGGACUCGGACAUCAAUGGCUCUCUAUCCUGUGGCACAAAGAGCUAGCAUCCUAAUGCACUUGCUAUGCAAGAGGUGUGAUGUUCCUCAGCCCUUGAUUCACAGAGCGGAGCGUGUAUUGGAGGAGAUUUAAAAUCCAUUACAGUUUAGUGCUCCCUAGGAAAAUAGUUAAACAGAGCAAAGCAGAAGUUAGGACAGGGUGCCUUCAGGAAAAGUAAAACUGCUUAUACUUUAUUCAUAAAAAUCUGCAUGCAUUUGUGUUCAAUUAUUCAACUGUGUAUAGAUAUUUUAAUUUUGUUCACAAAUGAUGCUUUUCACCUUUUCAACAGCAGGAAAACCCUCCCCAGUUUGUUGAUUGCAGACCAGGAGCUAAUCAUAAUCUGACAAUCUUCCACAGGUGAUGGAUUUGCUUCACAAUUUCCUUUUCUGUUGUAAUAAAAGGGUCUUUUUCCAUAGGAGUGGAAGGAGCCAGGUCUCUGCAGUGUUGAAAUCCCAUUUCACACUUUGGGUCGUUUACCGUGGUCGUCAAUUUGAAGGAAAGAGACCUCAAAAUGAGCAACCCCCAGUAAGUACAACACAGAGUUUUGUUUAGCAGUAAAUGACACAAAGAUCCAACAUUUUUUGGAGCUUUAGUCUGCAGAUGUAAAACAGGCUGCAGUGGCUGCUGUGUGAUUCCUGUUUCUUUAAAGUAACAAAGGCAACUAAGCUCUAUUGACAAAACCAGUAUUUUUACCUUGAGGAACACAGGAGUUGCUUGUCUACAACUGCCUCUAACAAACCAACAUCAAGCAUUGCUCCUGUGUUCUGCCAAAUAAAAUCACUGUCAGAGGAGUGUUUGGCAUCAGUGAUGCAUGGCUGUUUCUUGAAUAAAAAAACCAAUGCCACAGAUCUUUUCUACAACGAUGCUGGCCCCGCAAGUUAAAAAAAGACCUGUAAGUAGGCCCCCCAUGAAUGACCUUUAGAGAUCAGCAGGAAAGCCAAACUCAGCCUUGUCCAGUAUCUCUGAGAGCGAGAGAAUGGCCGGCCAGCUCCAGUCUCCUCCGGCAUCUCUCAGCAUUCAGCGGGGAUGUUCACUUGUCAUCUUCUCUUAUUAAUAAUUACUCCGUGUGUGGUCCUCCAGACAGGCCCUGCAUUCUGAUGGCUGUAUGGGUUGGGGCUAAGAGAAGGGAAAGAGAAGGAGCUGGGGGAAUGGAGCGGGAAGAGUGGAGGGAGGAGGUGGAGUGGAGAAGAGUGGUGUGGUGUGAAGGGUGAAUGCAGAAUGGGUUCAGUCAGCUGCAUCUUCUGAUUAAAGGCACAGGAUGCUGCCUCCAACCAACUCAAAUUCUCUGUUCAGACUUCAGACCACCAAGUUAGUGCAGCUAAUUGUUGAUCACAAGUCCAUUUAAAGAAGGACAGAAGAACCUAAUGGAAAAUGUUUGAAUGCGUAGUCCCUUAAAGGCAUGAAUUACAGUUUUUCUCAGUUGCUUUGGGGCAUUUCUCACAUCACUGUUUACAUUUGUACAAUAGUGAGUGCAUUUCUCAACUGCAAAACCUAGUUGAUGACCUGCAAAACAUGUCACUUACUUAAAAUAGAUAGUUUGUUCCUCAAAAGCAAAUAUUUGUGUAAAUGAAAGUGUCAGAUUUAAACUCCUGACACCAUUGUUUAUGAACCAGACAGUCGAAUGGCUUUGUCAUGUUUUCAUUAUGACAGUUUACUUUCUAAGUGUUUUCAAAUGCAAAAAAAAAAAAGGCAGAUCUUGGUGAUACAAUCUGAAAAUGCUCAAGACAGCACUAUACUCUAUUUGCACAGCCAUUUGAAAACUACAGUAAAGUUACACAUUACUGUAUUUAAUAACUCUAUUACAGCUUUUUGUAUCUCUCUCAACCUUGAUGCAUUGUUUGCAAUCGUCAUUGCACAAAUGGCUUCCUCUUGUUGUGGAGUGAAAAGAGACCAUUUUCCAUCUCUGUGAGGUGCUUUUGCAAUCCUGUGUGGUGCAGAGUAAAAUUAUGUACAGUAAACGUAAGAUGUACUGUUUAAACCUGUAUUUCUGUAGAGUACAAUAACAGUUCUUCCCACUUGUAAAACGCUGCAGUACAGUCCCAUACUGUAAAUAUGGCAAAUCUUUAUUGUAACACCACAGUGCAGUAAAUCCGUGCUGGAGUAAAGCUGUGAGUCUAAACUUAAAAUGUAAAAAGUGACAAGUUCUUGUCCCACUACGAGCUUCAAAUGUUUGAAUAAUUAAACUUACAGUGUUUCUCCCAACAUUUGGCUGCACCCUUCGACCAGCCUCAGCCACUGGGGAGGCCAUGAUUGACAACGUGGUCCAUAAUUGUAGCCAUAAUCUUAUCAAGAAUCCACCUAUGUACUUGGCCUCCCCUUCCUCUUCCCCUGUUUUGUCCCCCUUCACCACGCUGACCUUCAUUUCUGUGUCCCAGUAUUGUAGAAGUGGUACACAAUAUGUCCGGCUUGGUUUAUGCGUGCUAGCCAAGUGUGGCUUCACAGGAUUCAGCUCUGAGUAACUGUGGAGAAGUGGCUCGUCAUUGGUUGUAACUAAUGCUUCACACAGCCCUCCUCAUCAGUGAAAGCUGAGGUUGACCUGAGAGAAAUUGUUUAUUUCAGGAGACAUUUUGAGAAAAAAAUGAUAAAGAAAUGGUUAAAAUUUGCUUGACAGAUUUUGAGAACUAGUUUGACAUUUUUGUAUGAAAUGGCUCAAGCAAUGAGACGAGGACUCCUGCUAAUAGAGGGAAUGACUAUUCAGCAUUCAAAAGUAUAGUUCAUUUUGACUAUAAACAGAUGAAAAUGUUAUAAAAUUGCAGAGAAAUGUGUAAAAGCAAUUGAUGCAUGUCCAAAAGCAUUUGCAAUUUGAUGAAAGGAAUGAGAAACUGCUGCUCUGAUGUGCACAAAUGACUAAAUGUUGUGGAGGUUGAAAUAACUGUUGUGUAAAUGUUAAUAGUGAUGUGAGAAAUGGACCAAAGCGACUGAGAAAAACUGUUAUGAAUAAUGUAAGGUGACGAGUGAAAAACUUUUGCAAAAGAAAGGUCUUAGGAGAUAUUUUCACCCCUGCUCCUUUAGACCUGAUAACUACUGCUGUAAAUACUCUCUCUUUCACUCGUCCACAGCCGUCCAUUUUAGCCCAUGAAAUAUCCAGUCCUACUGUUACACAGGUUGACAUGUUCCUCCGUUAAUUUGAUCAUGGUCACUGUUGCUGCUAUUAAAUACUAUCUGGUCUAUCAAAUAUCCCGACUUGAUGCUGAAAAUAGUCCCCUACAAAUGCAUUCUCAGCAAAUACAAUUCCCAUCAGUUUGGAGUAGUUUGUCAUUUAAAGCAUAAUUUUUUUAAAACAUGUACUAGAAUCCAUUUAUUUUUUACAGUUUCAUUACCAGAGAGAACAAUUGGACCUGGGUCUUCUUAGUCUUUUUUCAGUAUUUUCAACACCAAGAUCAGCAUUUGACAAGGACUAAUUAACCUUUGAAUUUCUAUUUUUAAGACAAACAUCCUAAAGGUUGUUUUAUUUCACCCUAAUGCACAGCACUUUCUUUGGACAAUAUUGCAAUACAGACAAUAAAAACAAUACAGAAUAACAGAACAGAAAGCAAAGAGACAAAGAAAACAACAAUUUUGAAUUUCCAUUAAUGAAUAUUGUAUUUCGAUUUUUGUGAAAGGUAAUACUUUCCAUGCAAAGUUAACAGAUUUAAACAGCCGUUUCGGUAAUGCAGGGUAAAUCUAUACAGUGUACAGUACUUGGCUGCAUUUACCAGAACUGACUUGGUAGAAAAAUGAAAUAUUAUAUUGAAAAGCAUGUUCAAAUCAGUUCAAAUCUUCUCUUUCUCGAAGGCCACAGUUGCAUUAAUGAUAGAAAAGGUGAGUAAGGUAGCAUUUUAUCAAGACUCUAGCGGACAGAUAUUGCGGAAUAUUCCCAUUCCAGCAAUCAGUACCUUUUACUGUUUCAGAAGUCAUCCCAUUGUUUGCUAACUGAAGUUAACUGGACAAAAAACUACAGAUUCAGGGCUGUAAAUUAAUGUCUCAUAAGUCCAGCAAAGACCCCCACUCUCUAUUCAUGCAGCAGAAUUGUCAACUGCUGUAAUUUCCUCCCCAGACCUUGAAGAGUAAACACUUCCUAGAAGAUCUGAUCUUACAAAUGUACCACUGUGUCAGGAGCUCGUGCCAGCAUUGCUGCUGCUGCUGCUGCUGCUGUUGGGAAAUCUGGCCGGUGCCUGUAGAAGUGAUUUGGCACAUUCGUCCCAGCCUUCCUGAUGAUAUCAGGGCAGUGAAUUGCUGUGCACCAAGGAGCAGCCAAGUGUCCGUGUACAAACUUAUUGGGUGAGACAGAGCGACUGGGUUGUAGACAGCUGGCUGAAAAUACGGUAGCAGUGAGCGCUCAGAAUGACAAUGAUACUGAUGCCCUCUGCAAACCUCUGGUCUAUGCUGAGGCAGCACUUUAAAACCCACUGAAGUGACAGAAGCUGAGAAUUUAUUGCUCAGAAGAGAUGAUUCAUAAUAAGAUGAGACAGGCAUCAAACACACCACUUAUCAGUUUGAUAGAAAAGCUGCAUUAUAGUCCAUUUUACCAUCGAUUUGUCCUGUGUAAACAUAGAAUUAUGAUGAUAGAAUUAUGUCAAAGCUAAGUUUAACCUUAUUUUAAUUUAACUGAAUGAUACAAUCUGUUAGUGCAAUCCAAGGGCAGAGUUAUUUUGAAUGAACAUUAAUCUGUACCUAUAAACAUCCUUGUUUUAGAGUUACAUUCCCGAAUAAAUUUUCUGUUUUGUAACACGCAAAUUAUAAACCAGACAAGGUCCCACUUGAACCACAGGGGGUGCCAAAAUCAACACAAACGAAAAGUUCCUUGAAAGAGCUUCAAACAAGUAAAAGUAAUAGAUGAGACUUUUCUAGAUAGUUUAACUCAGAUUCAAGUCUCAAACUGGUGUCUCGUCUCAGUGACACAUCUGAGCUGCAGUCCUGGAAGCCAAUGAUUUCCUUACUGAGGUAUCUUAUGUCUGCAUUUGAUCCCCCUUUAUGUACUCUGGUGUUAGUUUGAGUAAAGAGACAUAAAUGAGUUUUGCUUUCUGUUGAGCUCAGCUGUAUUGAACGUCAGUGGAACUUGAGUACCUUUCUCACAAUGAGCUGCGUAAAAUCAUAGCUGAAUAGAUUACAAGUAAAGUAUGUUAAAACUUCAGAUCUUUAGAGUAUGAAGUCUUGUCUGGAACAUAUUCAGAUUAUAAUCUUACAAAAAGGGUCUUCAGCCAGUACUGAAAGAAAUGUGUAAAUGGAGAAUUUCUGAAUGUAAUGGCUGUGAUAGAAAAUGAGCAACAUUAUUAAGAUUAUUUAUACUAAAACUAUAUAUACUUGAUCACGUGUCCCUGAGGUUAUUUACUAUUGCACCUGCCAUGUUAUGACAAACAACUCUAAAGUUUUGCAGUCAAUACGUGAGAGCUUUGUAUCUAUUGAUCACUGCAUGGUGAUUUAUGGCGUUUCGAUGUAAUAAUGCUGGGGAAUUGAAUAUACACUACAUCCCUGACCAUAAUUAUGGCAGUGCUCCUGGAAAAUAGUGUUUUCCAGGAUUUAUACGCUAUGUUCUGCAGAUUCUGAAUAUUAUAUAUUAUACAAAUAUUUUAUAUCAUAAUAAAGGAAAUACAUGUAACUAAAUCUUUAAGGUGUGACCAUCUGAAAAACAUGCCUCCCACGUUAAGACCAGCUCAGUAUUUAGAGGUAUGAGUGGCUCCAUCGUUCCCACGCCUUUUGGGCCACUGAAAGCAUUUGCGCCCACCACGCAUGGUUGCAAGAUUACCCCUCCCAGCCAUGCAUGCCCUAUGUUAACCUUUCUUCUUCCUUGUAGCAUUUGCUAAUAUCACACGCCUCUGAAAAGACACCAGCCUUCAGCGUGCCCCUGGCUGUCCUUUCCUGCAUCAUUGGAGGGAGCAAAGUGCUCAGAUGUGAAGCCUCCCCAGGAUGGCAACUAGCCACUCCACUAGGCUCAGCACAUGAUGGCUCCUGGCCCACUCUGUGAUUGUCUUGAAAUGUGAAUUUGAUGCACUAAACAGUUUGUGUCUGUCAUGACUGAUUAGUGUCCUUGCUGUGGUCGUUCAGAGGUGCCAAGUCCACGAAUAACACUAGGAUGUGCAUGUGGGUUUCUGUGGCGAGCAUGCUAAUAUGUGAGUGUUUGACCCUCAAGCUAAGCAACAUAUCCAGCUGGACUUGUAUGACAGAACAUCAGAUAUUUAAAGAAAGAACAAGGGCAGGGUAUGGUGUGCACUUAGGACAGGAGAAUGAAUGAUUGCUAACCAUGUUGGAGCAAUAGAGUUGGAGCGAUUCCUGAUUUCCGAUGUGAAUGAUGAAAUAACCCUACAAAAGAGGCCAUCAAGCUGCUCUCAGUCAAAAAGUAAGCCAGGAAAAGAGGAAAGGAAGGACCUAUUUUCCUUUCUAGGCCUGUCUACAUGAACAUUUAACAGGAGGGUGGGUCUGCUCAUUGAGCAUCUACAAACUGUUUCCUCCCACUUUGUUUCACCUCCAGCACAGAGGUUGGAGAAUCCGCCAGCCUGAUGGCCUUUGUUCCCCUUUUGUUGUAAUCAAUGCCUUCCUCCUCUGUUAAGCACUGGAGUUAUUGAUGCCUCCACACUGGCUGCACUGGGAUGCCUGCCAAGUCGAUGUGUGACUCCUGUUCCAGGGUGACUUCUCCUUGUGCGCUAUUGGCUGAGCUUGUGUGGUCACAACCCACCCUGUGCUCUUAAGUUUUAGGACCUCAAUGACAGAGAGAUGAUACUUUAUCAGGUCCUGCCAAAUAUAGCAAACUUUGCAGGAAAAAGUACAAUGUUUUGUCAAGACAGCAAAAUUAUAGUUGCAGAAGCUUGUUUUCAAACUAAUUCUGAACUUGAGUACAACAGUGAGGAUAGCUGUGGUCUUGGUAACUGCAGGCAACUUCACAAUUACUUGAUUUGAAAGAAAAGGUGCCGAAAGAGUAGUGACAAAGUAAACUACCUGGAAAGGGGAGUUCAAUUGAAAUGAACGUUUUCUAAAGGAUUGCAGAAUAUAUGUGCCUUGAAGUCAAAGCUUAAAGGUGCAAAAUUAAUUUAGGGUCAAACACACUGUAACACCGAGUUAGACACCCCCUCAAGAGAUGAAUGUUACCGACCGCUUGCUUCUCUAGUUAUACCAGCUUUAGUAACAACCGCACAAUAGCAAUACACAGCAGUCUGAGGAGCCACACACAAACCUCAACCAAAACGCCACUCUAUAGCCACAAAUAAUGUUCAGAACAGCACCUAACUUCAUCCACAGUACAUAUAGAGUCCUAGCUACAGCACUAGCCACCAAACAUCUUUUUAACUUUGCCUAAUUUCUUAAACAAAGAGACUAAACACAACUCACCUACUCUCCUCCAGCAGCCACUUGUUUGUAGCAAGACUUCAGGCCAGUCCAUUACGGACUGCUGUGGGGUGUCUCGGUCUGAUUGCAUUUCCAUGAAGUAAUGAUUAUAAAUGUUGUUCCUUGAGCUGCGUCACCCCGUAACAGUCCGUAAUGAACUGGCCAGAGGUCUCGCUAAAAACAAGCGACUGCUGGAAGAGAGUAGGUGAGUUGUGUUUAGUCUCUUUGCUAAAGAAAUUAGACAAAGUUAAAAAGAUGUUUGGUGGCUAGUACAAUGGUCUGGGACCCUAUAUGUACUGUUGAUGAAGUUAGGUGCUGUUUGGAGCAUUAUUUGUAGUUAUAGAGUGGCGUUUUGGUUGAGGUUUGUGUGUGGCUACUGGGACCGCUGUGUAUUGCUAUCCUGCGGUUGUGACUAAAGUUAGUAUAACUAGAGAAGCAAGCAAUCGACAACAUUCAUCUCUCGAGGGGGUGUCUUUUUUGUUUUGUUUUUUUUCAAAUCUCCUGGAAAGCAAAUUGGCAUAUUUCCUGUGGUUUGAGACGUGCUCCCCUGUAUUCUCUGCUAAUGAGAAAUGCAGAUCAACUUGUUAUCACUCGCCAGGUAAAUGUGUCCUUGUUGAGGAUGCCAGCAAACACUGAAAAUGAGAAACCUCCCCCCGUGUUUGUGUUUUCAUUCAUCAAAAUUAAGCACGGUCCCAGUGGUUAUUAUCACACUCUACAACCUUGUGCAUUUUCCAAGUGGUGGCAAAAGCUGAUUCAAAUUAACCGCAUACUUACAUACAACCUUGCUCUGCACAUCUGUCAUUUGCUGCGAUAUUUCCACCCUUACAUCAUACAGAUACCAAAUUUAAGAAGAGAAUUCGCUAUACAACAUCUCUAAUGUUGCCAUGGUUGUCAUGUGUGUGUGCUUCACAGGGCUCCUCCCCAGGCCCGAGCCUCAGAGCUGGAGGUGAUCUCUCAGCAGGUGGAGGAAGACAACCAGUGCGCAGCUCCUGUCCAGCUGGUCAGCUUGGCCUACAGAGACUUGCCUUUGGCUGCCCUGGAUAUUUCCCUGGCUGGAUCCCAGCUUAUCUCAAAUCCAGAUGAAGAGGACAACAGAGAGGGGUAAGUUGCAUACAAUCACCCUGUCAAUUCACCCUUGAUAGUUUAACUAAAGAAAAGGGAACAAUUCCCUGUGAUGUUCAUGUCAUACGAAAAAAUUGGGCUUUACAAUAACUUGAGUAAAGUCCUGCAGAAAAGGUGUGUAGAGUUUAGGAUUUGGCUCUCAAACUUUCAGUCAGUAACAGCAUCAUAUUGCACAGUUUUAGUAAGCCUCAUACUAAGUAGUAGCAUGAUUAUUAAUGCAAUCUCUAUGUAUGUUAUACCUUUUCGGAUGGUAGAUAGUGUGAGUGGAACAAGAUGUGAAUUCUCAAAAAUGAGGAGAACAUUUAUUAGGCCACAUCAAAAUAAGACAAAAAAUGUCAAAUUAAUGAAAUACUUUGCAAAAACUCCCCUGCAGAGGAAGAAAAAUGAAACAUCCGUCCGACAUAAGUCCAACAAACUGGCUCUCCUCACAGCCUCCACACACCCCUGUGCAUUCAGAGCCAAAAACCUUAAAUAUACUUUUAGAGUGAAAUGUAAAAAUCAUAUUCAUUUAAUAUAUGCCUCAAACCACUACUGCUUGGGGGCUAGAGGAAUGUGCACCUUCCUUUAGCCUUAACAAUACUUGGUUUGGACACUAUGGCCUCAUAACGAUGUAAUUAAUUGUAACAAAGGAAACAAAUGUGUAAAUAAAUUAAACUGAUGGUUCUCAUUUUUACUGACACAGUUAAAUCAUUUUAGAAAUAUGUCUUCUUUGACAUUGUGUGUGCGUGUUGUGUGUAGUGCUGCACCUCUAUGAAGGCAAAAUUACAAUUACCACAAUCUAUAAUCUACCCUGGCACAGGAAAGCUCUGCCGUCGCUCAGGUUAUUGCACAUGGUAAUUACACCUUGCGUUUCAAAUCAUGCUCCUGUUUUAUAUUAGAGAACGGCAGUGGAGGAUAUUUGCCGAUGAAUUUAUCAGUGUCACCAUGUUAAAUGAACAGUGUGUCCACUGAUGUGUUCAUUUCAGCUCCAUGACACAGCAAUUUCUCGCCACCAGACAGGCCUUUGUGCAUAAUUUUGAUUCCUGGCAGAAAACAGAACUCGUCGUUUGCAUCCUAGCUUUCCUGAAAUGUCACAGCCCUGUGGUGGUGCUUUUUUUUGCAUGUAUAUGCCUCGUAUUGUUUUCUUAUCACCAUAUCACCAUGCUUCAGGCCCAGCACUCUUGGGACAGGAUGCACCCUUACUCAAGCCCCCCUGUAGCAAGUGCGCAUGGCUCUACACUCAGGAAGCGUGACUCACAACCCUUUGGCAUGCUGCAACUUUGGCAUCCAUGCAGAGAAAGUCGACAAACAGCAUAAGCUUAAUUAAAGCAUCCGGCGUUUCGCCAUCCAAGGCCCUCUGUGUCAGCUGAGCGUGUCCGGCUGGACUUUGCCCGACCUGGCCCAAUCCAGGACCGUCGCUCUGUGGGACUGAGGGCCGGGACAGAUGGGUCCCGUCCCAAACACCCACUCUUUGAUUCUAACUCAGAUCUUUUUCACGCUGUCCUGCCCACUAAAAGGGCAGAAAACACACGCAUGGCAGAACCACAGCAGAGGGCAGGAUCUGGCAUUCCUGUGAAAUUAUUAUCACAGUUUGGGCCCUCUCACACAGACGCAUGACACCCUGGUGUCCUGGGAUCUGGCAUUGUGAAGUGGAAAAGUCAUGCAGUGCCAAAACAUGUUAAAUUUAUUGAGUAAACAAUGCAGAUUUUCUUGAUUAUGAAAACAAAGAUCUGACUAGAGAAAAUACCUCCUCAUUGUCCAGGAAGCUCAGAGGAAUGCAGCCAGUUUGUAGAAAACAGUCAUCCAUGUGAGUGUUACAGUUUGUUCGUGAGCUUUUUAGAUCGGAAUUCCUGAUUUUCAGGUCACAGGCAUUCCAAAACAUACCUGUCAUCACAGUUUCGUUAACACCUUCGUUCUUUGGAAGAGCUCUUGGAAAACGCAACAGAGCGAGCUCGUAGCCAUGAGCUCUGGCUGCCUCUGUGACUCAUGUGUUUAAUAUCAGAGGACCGACACCAAGGUGGGAUGUGUUGUAUCAAGCAAGAUUGUAAUUUGUAAAGAUAAUCAAGGGCCCUCCUGGCAAAGUAAUUAAAUAAAUGAUUUAUUCGGGGAAUUCAGUCACUAUUUUUGAGCCUCCUUACUUUGGCAGAAGCAUUUUAGUUUUAGGUUAUUUGUCCACCUGCCACAGUCUUGUCUGUGAAGUAUCAUUAACAUUAAGAAAGUCUUCAAACUUGCCUAAAUGUCGACAAAAUCAUUAACUAGAAUCUUGAGAUCAAAAAUUAAGGCUGAGUAACUUCUUGAGAAAUUAAUUCUUCCGUAUCUGAGACAUUAUUUGUAACCAUCUACCACAAAGAAGAUGUCAGAAAUACUUUGCAGAAAUGUCUUCAAGGUUUGCAUAAAUAUCGACUCAGGAGUGAUGUUAAUUUGCUUGAAGGUUAAGGCCAUCUCACCACAUCUUGACCCUUUAUUCUUGUGGUUUUAUAAAAAAAAAAAGGUGUCAUGGAAAUCUUGGAGAGAAGUAUGGCAGGAAAAGGGCAAGACGUGUAAGAAAAAGGUCUCUUGGGAGCCGUAUAAACGACUGGAAAAAAAGUAAUAGACCUUGACUCUCUCAAGACUUAUCCUUCAUAUUCGGCCUUUCCUUUGAGAUGAGAACUAAACCAUUCUGGCAGGUUGUUUUACAUUACAAAUGUACUUUACCGUGUAAAGCACUUAAGACAAUACUGGUUGUUUAUAAAUCUGUUAUAUAGAUAAAGGUUGACUUAAUUCAACUCCUGUGAAUGAUCCAAACUCACUUAUUCAAUCUUGGCUGACUUUCAGAAAUGCACUGAUCCAGUUUUUUAAACAUUAAUACUGAGGGCUGAUCCAAUAACAUUGUUUAAUUGAUUAUGAUUUCUAUCUAUGAGGAUAACACUUGGGUUUAUUUGUGUGUUAAGCACCGUUAGUUUUUUCUAAUCUACAAAACUAAAUACAUAAGUAUAUGUUUAUUAACUUCAUGUAUUAUUAUCACAUUCUACCCUAUAGUCAAUCUUCCAAAACAAUGUCCAGUUGUCCAAAAUGAUGAACAAGGUCAGGAUGUUUCUCAAAUACCUGAAGCCGACAAAGUUAGCUGCUUUGUUUUGCUUCCUUUUUGUUUGGUUGAACUUUUUUUUUUCUUUUUAUGCAUGAUGUCUGAAAAAGUAAGGUGUGUUGUAUUCUGGCACCACUACUCUCUUUGAAAUAUUAGCUCUGCAGAUAUUAGCUAUACUCAGCCUUUGUUGUUCGCUUCCCUUUCAGCUUUACUGCUUACAGCGAGAAACUGUGGAUGACAAAGGAUGUAUGCAUGUAGUUACUGUAAGCACAGAAUACCACAGAACUGAACUGAAAAGAUAAGCUUUAUGGAUUGGCUCUUCCUCACGAAUACCUGACCCAGCUUUUUGAGUCAAAAUCAGACAAAUAGGUUUUAUCAGUGCAUCCAUUCUAACCUGUGAUUUUGCGUCGUACAAAGGAUUUUUUUAUCGUUUUAAAAAUUUCUAAGAUUUCUGUGAUUGGCCAAAAGUAGUCCUCAUGUUUAUUGUACGGUAAAGUCCACUUCGAUUGCCCUGCAUCCAAUACGCAGUGUUGCAGCAUUUCAGUUACUUUGAUUUCUUAAUCAGUUUGUUUUUUGAGGCUGCUGUAAUUCUGAGAUGUUUGAUGUUGUAGUUUUGACAUUUGAUGAAUCUUGCAGUGUUCUGGAGAGGCUUUCAUUUUGAUCUGAAAAAUUACUUUUUCUCUCUCUCUUUUUUUUUUUUUUUUACUUUGGCCUGUGCUUUAGUUUGGAUCAAGACAUGGUAAAAAAAAAUCACUAUGACCAAAGUGGUCAGAGGCUGCAAAUCUAACAAGUUCUUUCUUGUGAAUUUGGCCUUAAUCUUUGAUAAGGCUUUUGAUUUUGUUUUGUUUCAUUUGUAAGUUAAAAAAAAAAGAAAACAGGAGAAAACAAACCAGUGAUGCACAUUUAGCCUUGCAUUGCAGCUUCUUGUGGCUCUUUAUCAAAAGCCGUGGGCGAUCAUGUAGGAGGUGGAUGUUCUUGCGGACUACAAGGGGCACACACAGUACUUGCAAAUUCUGUGCAGUGGUGAGCUGGGUGAGAGUAUUGAUAGAUUUUGGCAGUGCCAUCUUCUCUGGGACUUGCAGGAAAGUUCGAAGUGAGGGUGGUGUUAUUUCAAAUUAGUCACUUAAUUGUAUUAUUGUAUUAUGUAAUUUUAAAAUUCCUGUCUUUUUUAUAGCUUCUUUUUUUUUCCUGAUUUUUUCCUUUUUUUAAUACAGUGAGAUUUCAUGUUUCUAUCACAUGGAUAAGCAGGAAAAAAUAAUGUCCACAAAAGAUAUGCUGCACUUACAAGACUCUUUGAAUGAUGCAGUUAAAAGAAUGAUAGCAUUUUUUUGGUGCAACAAGAUGAUAUGAUGACAUCUUCCAACACCUGAUCGUGACCUCUAUACUGAAUGUAACAUCCAGGCCCCCAGCGAACACCUCCUGCAUAUCCUGCACAUGUCCAAGUUUAUUAUCUGCAGAUCAUCCUUCCGCCCACAGCAGCAGCAGCAGCAUAUGCUGUUGAUCUCUGAGGGCUCGACUGAGAGGUGUGAGGCUCUGCGUCAAUGACAGAUGGUUCAUAUGGGUCAACCUGCCGCUUUGACUGGAGAAGAGAGGAGGCGGGCGGAGGAGGGGAUAAAGACAAGGAUGGAGAGGGAGGGGAGGGGGGGGACAGAGCAGGCAACCUUCCUCCACAAUUUCAUUCACAAAGCUGCAGAUCACAAGGAAAUGGCUUCAUUUGAUAAAUGCCAUAUCUGUCCAUGUUCGACUGUAGCAUUGCCUGCAGCCUGUGCUGUGCUAUGUGGUGAUAGCUACAGGUCUUUUUUUUUUUUUGCUGUGAAUUGACAGGUGAAAUGUCAGCUAUGAGAUAAGCUCACGUUAAGCCUCGAUUGGUUCGUUACUCAACAUAUUGCUCGCAUUCCCCGGUGAAAUAAAUCUCUCUGGCAGCUUUCCUUCUCAAUUUGUUAACCCAGCAACAUGUAAUAAUCAAAGCCAUGUUGACAACAGUGUAGUUUAAAGUGGAUGGUAUAAUUAGAAAAAUGUGGACUAUAGAAAAUAGCUCUGAGAGAUCUUGCCAGAUUCUAGUAUGUAUUUUGGCAGCAGCAAUAUUUCACAGGGCUUUGGAAGCAGAGCCAUACUACACCUGUUCUGUGUUGAUGGAUGUCUGAAAAGAGAGAAAAAUCCCCCUACCCCCUCUAUCCCUGACUCUAUUUCAAACAUACAGAGCAGUGAAACAGUCCUCUCCAUCAAAUUGUCUCUCCUGCCCGGCACCAUGUGCGACACAAUAGAUGACAUUUGAGUGCAGGGUUUGUUAAUAUUCACAGACAUGCAAAGUGUGAGAUUGCUUUUUAGGCUGAGAGCGAGAGAGAUCAAGUGUCCUGGUGAAAACCCAUUUAUCAGGGACAGCUUGUCUGCUGCUCCGCACAUGGAGCCCCAUCCAUCUCCAUUUGCUUGGGAUCUGUGGCCCAUUUUCCUGGCAAAGACCAGCUCUGAGGCCCCCUCUGCUUGGGUUGUACUGCCUCGAAGGAUGCGAGAAGCAGAGAGGUGAUUGCUGAUCGGAAAGGUCUUGUUACCCAGGAAAGCUGCUUGCAUUUUCAUAUUAGGGAAAACUAAGAGGGAGUGCCAAAGCUGAACAGUUCUUAUUGGCAUCUGUAAUUGAUUAGCCCUCUUCAUUUGAUCUGUUUAUUUGCUGCAGAAAUGUUUGUCUAUCCCCUGGGUGUAGGACUUGGAGAGAUUAAUAGCGAUGAGAUGUAAAAAAAAAAAUCUAAAAAGUACAAUUGAUUGCCCAUGAUAGCUUUACUUUAUUCAGCAUAUUUAUUGCUUAGCUGGUUUUUAAAUCUCAGGGCAUCUUCACUUAUUUUUGCUGUGGCAACACAGUUGACUUGGCAGCAGUUUCUCAGGGAAGGAUUUAUCCAGUAGUUAUGAUGGCAUUUGUCUUGAUUUUCAAGAACCCAUAGACAGAUGCCUUUUGAGGACUCAGGGUGCUUUUGUAAGGCCUUACAAUUGACUUUAGUAAAUUAUCAUUUCUAAGUAUAAUGGAAGUUAAGGAAUAAUUAUAACAGAGUUGGGAUUAAGUCCUCCAACCUGCUGUUCAGUUGCCUGCAGGUGAGGAGUGUGGCCAUUUUUUCCCCUGUCUGAGAAAGCUGAGUUUAUCAGAAAAAGAAGUUUGUCACAUAAUCAGAGCCAUGAAAAUACAACUAAAUAAUAUGAUUUUUUUAAUAACAUUAAACAGCAGCCUGCCAGACAGGAUCAUGUUUGCACCACCCUAACACUGGUAUCAAAUGUAUGACUUAAUGACUCCGUAAGCUAAAUUAUUAGCUGAGUUAUUAGAUGACUGAUUAAAAGGCCUGACUCACAAAAGGAUUGUUCUUCUUUUAUGACCAAUUCCCAAAGCUCACACAAAGGGUUACGCCACAGAGCAAAUAGCGAUUCUGUGUGUUGAUGUUGUUUGUACCCAUUGAACUGAGCCUUCUGCAUUUAUUUAGGGCAAAAAAUUCCCAAAUCCAUUCAACUCAACUUUACUGCAGUAAGCACUGGUGCUAACGGACAUGCAUUCAGAGGGAAAUUUACUGUCAGAUGAGAGUUGAUGGUAAAGUCAUCAAAGGAGAGGCAUUUCAUAACUGAAGGCUGUUCAUCACAUUGUAAUUUUAGAGACUUUAGAGAAUGUUUGUAAAAAAAAAUAUCUCAGAUCAAUCUCAGAGGGAAACACUACUCUUCUACUGAACUCACAGACCAUAUAGCGAGUGAUUCAAGGUCACAGUUCGUCAUUUUGGGAGCAUGGGUUUAAUAGUAUGGCUGCUACUCAUAAAAGUGACAUUUAUAAAACAUAAAUAAUCCCUAUUGUAGCCAUUAUUUUCAUCUGUACAGAUAUAAGUCUUGCACUGUCUUUAUUAAUCCCUUAGGAAGCAGGAGUAAUUGUGUGCCAGCUGCCCCGGGUCCGUACCCCGAUGUGCUGGAGUUUUUCACUGAGCAAAGUUGCUCUGUUGUAAAUGUGCAAUCAAGACAUCAAUCAAGAGUCUCCAUCAAUUAUUCAGAGGCGGAGCUCCAAAGUCAUUCAGAGCGACACUAUUUUAAGCCUUCCUUUGCAAACAAUUUGAAGGUGAGGCUUGUGUUUGCAGUCCUUCGUUUUCUGUUUAUGUGCGUUUGUGUGUCACAAUCAAUACUGCAGACAAGUUGAUAGAGUCUUUUCAGACUCAUUACUACUGAAUGAAUUUCUCCCACUGCAGCACUUCCACUGCAUCCUUUAACACAAGGAGCAGAGCACUACCUCUGAUUUAAUUUCCAUUUAGCUUGUACAUAAUGAGUCUACAUUGUAUUUUAUCCUGUCUCAAUUACAGGAGACAGAAUAAUGAACGGGAUGAUCCUUCUGAUAGGAGAGUCACUUAUCUGGGGCUCGAGCCAAAACUCUGUCCUGUUUGUGUGAAUGGGCCCCAACAGAGCGAGCCUUUCAGCACGCGUCCCUCUCAGGCUGAUGUCUUUGUCUCUGCUCUUUACUCUCUGGCCUUCCCGCUGCAGCCGGUGUCAUGUACAGCAUGCCAUCACUUCCAUCUCAGGCAGGUCUCUAUUGAUCAGUCCCAUGAUCUAAUCCCCUUGCUGUGCGCUGCUGUCGGGCCGCUUCGAUCUUCCCUCACUGUUACCUCAGCGGCUGCAGGCUUCUUGAUGUCUUUAUGAACCUAUCUGCCGAACAUGCCACCCUGCAUUUUCAUUUCCUCCCCACAUUAUGAUUUUUAGUGUGUGUCUUGUGUGUUUGCGUGCAUGACCGAACCGUAAGUUAUUGCCCAUUCGAUCUGCUCCUGCCAUGACCCAGAGAGAAAGAGAGGUGAUUUUCUUCCACCAUUGAAGCAGCCUCACUUCUUUCAUAAAUACUUCAGGUCUUUGGCGUUCAAGGUUUAAAGUGAUUUCCCUAAAAUUAAGUUUCUGAGCUUGGAGUAAUCCAUCACUGCCAUUUACUCCCUUUCCAGACAGGGUUUUUCUUUACAGGUUUAUUAAAUUAAUACCUUUUCUCCCCGGCAGUUGGGAGAGGUCUGAAUGAAUUAUGAGUCCACACAGUAUGAGUUCAAUCAUGCUUUUCAGUUCUUAAGGUAACCAAGGUCCCUCUUCCACCUUUUAACUAAUGGUCCACAAAAGUCUGCUGACUGUGUGUCAGGUGUAUCAUUAGGUAAAUGUUGCUCUUUCUUGGCUCUCCUCCUCCUGCAGAUGGAGUUUGACAUUGUGCCUUGUAGACAAAUCAGUGCAGGGGUAAGUCUCUGUGGAUCCUGCAAAUGACACCAUCACCCUCCUCUAUCACCCCAGGUGUUGAGCUCCUAAUCUGUUGGCACUGGCCGGUACUGAGGGUGGGUGCGGAGGGCUGAGUGCAGUGGUUAGCCUCUGGGAGAGCACUGACACAGCGUGGCUGAGCUCCAGCCUCUGUGCUGACCUUGGUGAAGGGUGGAGAGGAUGUGUAGCUGUGCCACACUGAGGUUAAGCUGCAAAGUGAUAGCACUAACUCUGUAUUUUAUCCUCAUUUUAUCCCCAGAGGAUUAGUCUUAUUUUGUACGUUUUCAAGUGCCAUUUCCAUAGUUGUGAUGCCUCUACCAAUUUUCUUACAGAGAUUUGGUUUCAAGAUGGUCUAGGCAAGAUGUUAUCGCAACAUUUUUUCUUGGUGGUUCGAUUCAGGACUAAACAUGUUUAUUAACUGACCCACUGAGCAUUUUUUGGUGUAAAAGAGGUCUAAUAGACGUCUAAAUGUAGCCUAGAUGACUGGUCUAAAAUCAGGCUACCACAGGUCUAAAAAUUAAAGUUUUUUUAGACGUCUAAAUUUAGCCCAAGUUUAAACCUAGUCUAAAUCCGGGCUAUAUCUAUCCUACACUGUAUAUUGCUUAUUGGCUAUCACAAUUGUUUUGGUUAGUACUUGGAGUCACAGCUGCUUUUUGAAAUAAAUAGUUAUCUGAUAAUGGGUUAAAGUGCAACGUCUAAAUUCCGUCUAAAAAUAUACUGAAUCUAGACGGUUGAAAUUAGGUCUAAAAAAAUAGAUGUCCAAUAUCCAUCUAUUGCUCAGUGGGGAAAGUCAGUGAGCAAACUAUGGCGGGUCUUUGAAAAGGAUGUAACAGGGCUGCCAAGUUUCAGAAAAUGACAAGAGUAGGACUUUAGUGUUAUGAUGUGUUUGGCUGCUGACCUGUGGUCUGCGGCGAAAAAAAAUUGGCCUUUUCUAAUGUCGAUUUAUACCUUAAGACUUAAGACUUAAAUUUUAAUAAACCAGAAAUUAGAAAGCCGUUGCGUGUGAAAGAUAGUUAGACGCCAAGAGCCGCCUUACGUUGAUUCUGAUUGGUUUAUAUUGCAUGGUGCCUUCCAUGGUUGGUUAGAUUUAGGCACAAAGGACUGAUGGAUUGGUCUGGGAUUGAUUAUCUCAGUCAGUCAAUCAGAGUAACUUGAACUACGGCAAGCCAAAUGUCAAGUGUGGCGUGUGGUGGGAGAAUGGGUUAAAUUGCAUGACUGUCACACUCAAAGCAUGACGCUUGGCAGCUCUGAUAUUGGGUGACAUUUGAACCAUUCACCGUGUUUUGUCCUCCAUAUAAUCUGAAGACAAGACUAGGCAGUAUGUCAGUUGACACAGUUACCAUUAGUCCAGUUGUAUAAAUGAUGUACCAUUUACAUACCUUAUUUUUAUCUUCUGAGAUAUAGAUUGAAAAAAGUAUUUUGAAAACUAGAUUUCAGGUGAUUGUUUCAGUCAUUUUUAUUAUUUCUCAACAAUCUGUAGUCGACCUGAUAAGAUGGCCUGCAAAUUAAAUGAAGCUGAUAUCUGGGUUUCUUAUGACUGCUUGUCUUUCAUGCCUCAUAUACAAUAUUACAACAUUCACUUAAUCCUAGCAAUUAACGUUUUGAGUAGAGUGAACAAUUGAUAGAAACAAUUAAAUAAUAAGCCGGAAUAAUCCUUAAACACAAUUAGCAUGCCUCUCUGCUCGCUCCUUCUCAUUCUUUCCUCUCAAACUCCCCCCUUCUUCCUCCCUGGCUCUCGCUCCAGUUCACUUUUGGAUGAGCCCCAGUGCCUUUGAACCUCUCUCAGUGCGUCCCCCUUCUCUAAGAGCUGAGCCAAGAGAGGUUUGGAAUAAAAAUGUAUUCUCUCUUGUCUUCUGACAGACUUUGCCUGUAGCUUUCCUCCUGUGGGGGACAGGUGACAAUGAUUGGUAACUUUCACACACACACACACACAUACACACCUUCUUUCUUGCUACAUAAGGGCACACCUGAGUAGCGUCGAUGUGGGAAGCAAGAGUCUAUCAGAAAGGAAAAGCCCCAGGUGACUUCUAGAGGUUUGUCAUUAUUUAUUGACCACGAAUCCCCCAGAGUCUCUGUCAGUCACAAUCUCGGACUGGAGGUUGUUAAAGUGGGGUGCAGGGGUGGAUUUAAGGCGUGUCUGACACUCAUAUCUUUUGGCAUUAUGUCCCUUGACAAGGCGCAAGCACAUAAGGGACACCAGCAUACUCCAAACUAAUGGAAAAUAUAUGGCAAUGUAAAGAGAAAUGUCAGAAAGUGUAACAUAUUCUGGGAUCAGGGAGUGCCUGAUCCCAUUUCUCCCCUAUCCCAUCAAUCUUAUGUUCUUUAAGACAACCAGCCAAACACACAGGUAUUAGAGUACAAAUAUUGUUAUGGAAAAAUCAGCCCCUCUGUCAUACUUGGUGGUGAACGAAAACAACACAUGGUCACCACCCAUUCACCCUGCGAGUCAGUCAUUUAGACAAGCAGGUAGGCUAACUAUCUGACUACCUAUCUGUCUUCUUCUUGACAGGGUUGUCGCCAAGGUGAGCAUUUAGAAAGACAAUAUUGGACAAGGUGCCUUUCCUGCCCCCUGGUCAAGCAGCAGGGAGAGAGGGAAUAGUUUAGAUGUGGAGUCAGCUGAUUUCAACACAGGCAUGCUCUGAUCAGACAGAUGAUUCAAUGCUUCUGUGGAUGACAACAGAUGCCCAGUGUAUCUGUUUUCAUUGUGGGGGUUUCACUACUUUUUACUUGCUUUGCUUGUUGCCAAGUUUCUCAAAAUAGUGCCGACUAGUACUUUCAGAAGUAGCCUUGUCAAUUGGUUUGUGAAACCCCUGAUUCAUACCUCCAAUUAGUGCAAGGUUUAAAAUAAAAUUGAUCCUGAAUGCUUUGUAUUCAUGUGAUUCAGUGCAGAAUAGUGCCCUCUGCUGACCAAUAUAAUAUUGUAUUAUUAUAUGGACUUCUUUAAUGCAAUUACUUUAGAUAAAUUUGAUCUUGAGGUGAGAACUGUCCUUCAUUUUUUAAAACUUAUUGCCUUUCUUAGUUUCCUGACAUCCCUUGUGUUGAAUUAUGAAAGGCUGAGUUGCUUCCUGGUUUGUGUAUAUUUACGCGUCUUGUGUUUCAUUGAUUCAACCUUGGUUCCAUCUGUCAGAUCCACACUCUACAUGAGUACCGCACGUUGUAUCCCUGCCAAAGAAACCCACGAUUAAUCUAACCUGUCCCAGAAGCUCUUCUUACCACCUUUCCCCUCUCUCUCUCUCUCUCUUUCUCCCCUGCUGUCAGGUCAAACUGGCUGAAACCAUGCUGCGGGCGCAGGGCAGCUCUGUGGCAGGUCUGUCUGCUGUCAGCAGGCUUCAACUGUUUCUUGGUGGCCUGUGUCAUUUUGGUGGUGCUGCUGCUGACACUGGAGCUGCUCAUAGACACCAAGCUGUUGCAGUGUGAGUGCCCUUAUUCUACUGACUGUUUAUAUUGGGUAUUGAUCAUGAGAAGUAGGAUUCAAGGACAUGACUCUGAGGUGGUUUGUAACUAUACUAUACUAUACUAUACUACACUAUAUUUUACUUACUUCACUAUACUAUUUUAUGAUAUAUUUUAUACUAUAUAAUAUUUUACUUACUUUACCAUACUAUGAUAUAUUUUAUGAUAUUUUACUCACUAUACUACACUAUACUUAAUUGUGCUAUACAAUUCUAUACUAUACUUAAUUUUGCUAUACUAAACUACACUAUAGUAUGCUUUACUAUACUAUAAUAUAAUAUAAUAUAUUUUUCCUACUUUACUAUCUUAUACUAUCCAAUACUAUAUUUUACUUACUUUACUUUACUUUACUUUACUAGACUACAAUAUAUUAUAAUUUAAUAUAUUUUACUUACAACACUAUUCUAUCAGAUACUAUACCUAAUUUUGCUAUACUAAACUAUACUAAAGUAUGCUGUACUGUACUGUACUGUAAUAUAAUAUAUUUUUCUUACUAUACUAUACUAUGCAAUGCUAUACUAUACUGUACCGUACUAUAUUGUACUAUACUAUACUAUACAAUACCAUACUGUACUACAGUAUACCAUACUAUACUAUACUAUAUUAUACUAAUAUACUGUAUAAUGUAUGUAACUUACUAUACCAUACUAUACUAUAUUUUACUUACUUCACUUUACUUUAUUUUACUUUACUACUAUAUAACAAUAAAUUAUAAUAUAAUAUAUUUUACUCAAUGUUCUAUAUUUUUCUUACUUUACCAUACUAUACUAUACAAUUAUAUAAUAUAUGUCACUUACUAUACUAUACUAUACUAUACUAUGCUAUACUAUACUUUAUUUUAUUUACUUAAUUUGCGAUACUACUAUAUAUUAUAAUAAUAUAUUCUACCCACUAUACUAUACUAUACUAUACUAUACUAUAUUUUACCUCUUAUACUAUACUCAGUUAUACUACACUUUACUGUAUUGUGCCACACUAUACUGCACUUACUUACUAUACUAUACUGUACUGUUCUUACUCAAUAUAUUACACUAUACUAUACUUUAUUUGACUUACUAUACUAUACUAUACUAUGCUUCACUAUACUGUAUUGUACUAUGCUGUACUACAUGUGCAGCUCAGAAAAUACAAUAGCAUGAAAAGGUCAGUCAUUCCUUUUAAAAAUACCAUGCAUCUGUUAGUCUAAUGAAAUACACGCUACCACAGUCAUGUGCAAGACUGCUGAAUAGACAGUUGUCUUGAAGAGAGUUAGCUUCAGAAGGUCAUUGCUGAAAAGGCGGGCUUUUCGCACAGUGCUGUAUUGAAGCAUAUUAAUGAACGAUUGAUUGUGAGGGAAAAAUGAAGAAAAAGUGCACACAGAUAGCAGAGAUGACUGCAACCUUGAAGAGAUUGUCAAGAAGUUGAUGCUAGAACUUGGGGGAGAUUAACAAGGAGUGGACUGAAGCUGACAUCAGUGCAUCAAGAGCCGCCACACACAGACGUCUGCAAGGAGGGGACAACAGCUGUGGCUUUCCUCAUGCCAAGACACCUCUGAACCAGAGACAGUGUCAGAAGUGUCUCACCUAAGCUAAAGAGAUGAAGAACUAAAGUGCUCAGUUUUCCUAAGUCCUUUUUUUUUUUUGGAUGAUUUUGCAUCUAUCUCAUGAGUGAAUUUUGCAUUGAUCAAAGUCUCAGAGUCUGCAGAAAGAGUACAGAGGAACCAAUCCAGGGUGUUUGAGGUCCAAUUUAAAGUUAGCGCAGCCUGUGAUGAUUCUGGUGCCAUGUCGUUUGCUGUUGUUGGUCACUGAGUUUAAAUGGAGUCAAAAGUCAACGCAAUGUACCAGGAGCUUCUAGAGCACUUCACAUCUCCAUCUGCUGCCAAACCUUUUGCUUGAGAUGCCUAUUUCUUUGACCUACCACCUGCCCACAGUGCCAAAACUACAGCUAAAUGGUUUACUGACCAUGGUAGUACAGUGUGUGAUUGGCUGGCCAACUUGUCUGAUCUGAACCAAUUAGAGAAUUCAGUGAGGUUUUGUCAAGAGGAAGUUGAGAAACACCAGAUCUGAUUUCCACCAAACCACAUCACAUUAUGCGGGAGAUCCAGAAAAAAAGCCUGUAUUAGGUCUUAAUGUACAGACUUCUAGGCAAGUUUGGAUUUACAUUGGAUUUACAGCAAAUACUUCUAGCAAAUAAAAUAGUAACAUGGGCAUUUCUAUGUUAUGGUGUCACAGGACAGAACACAGAGCACUUUGGCAGAGUGCUGUCACUGGCCGCUGUCAAGUCUUUAGCCCUCCUCUGGGACUAACUGACCGACUAAUGGGGCAGACGAAAGAGGAGUAUGACAAAUGCAGGGGGAUUACCAGACAAAGAAAUCAGACGAUACGGAGUUGACUGGAGGAUGAAUAAAGAGAAGACUGAAGGAAGAUGAAUAGACUGAUAGACAGAUCACUGAACACAGCAAACAAAGACAAAUGGGAAAGAGGCGGUGCAUGAAAAGAAAUGCCUCGACUGACAGCUGAGCACUGUUUGAGGCUAUUCACACUUAGCCUCAUUAAUAAUCAGAAAGAUAUCGACACAUGCAUGUACAGUAUUUGGUGAAUUUAUUAAUGAGUUUGCUUUAUGCCUCAGUCUGUGAAUUUAUAUAUAAUGAGUUUUUCUUACUGCACACUAUCAGUUUGAAGCAGACAGUAACAGCUGUUAAAAACAUACUUAAAAACAAAUGACUGCAUCAAAUCAAAACCAGCUUUUUCUCUUUUAAUCCCACAGUUAAUAAUGCAUUCCAGUUUGCCAGCAUCAUCCACUGGAUUAGCCUGGCUAUUCUCUCGGUGUUCUUCACUGAGGUGAGUCUCUAUGUUUCCCCCAGUUUCACUUACAGCUGAGGUAGCGGCCCUAUCCAUUAAUGCUAUGUUGUGCAGUAUGUGGGGCCACUGAAGUACACCGACAGCUUCUCAUUAGAAUACUAAUGACCCCGUGAAACGCCCCAUGCCCUCUGUCACAGCUUGAUUCGAUUCUGAUGAGGAGAGGUGAACCCACCUAAAGCCCUAUUAGAAGUGUACUUAGCAGAAGUGACAGCCAAGUCUCACAGCCUAGAUCCGCAUCGGUGUGUAGACGUUAGAAAACAUGUAGAAGUGCUGUUGUUGGAGCUGGCACAGUCGCUCCCUCUCAGGUUCUUUCAUUGAUUCGCAGCACAAACACUUUAAAAUGCAGAUGGAGCUUUUCUGUGCUGCUAGUUUUAAAUAAUUUCAAGGCUGCAGGUGUACUGUAUUGAUUUCCAUUUUCUCUACGGCAAGCCACAUUUGUCUUAGUUUUCUACAACAGACCACCCCACUGCUAACUUUUGUGUCGCUGUAGUUUUACUUAUCAAUAAAAGCCACCCCUUGGUGAUACAUUGACUUGGAAGAAACAGCAAAGGGGGUUGUUUUUUUUUACUUUAGUGCAACCUUGAAUAUGUGAAAUGAGGAAGGGGGCUUAAAGGGCGGAUGCAGCAGAUUAAUAGAGACAAAGGGAGGGUGGUUCGCCCUCUACAUCCCCUGCUGCAUCAGCACAAGCAGCAACUUGCGGUACCUCUAAUUGUUUGGAUGAAAUCCUAACUGGCCACCUGCAAUGAAUAUGAUGUCUUUGAUGAAUUAGCUGUGCAAGGAUGAAAGAAAUCUGAAAGUAGUUGCAAAUAGCAUAAACUGCGGCUUUUAGAGAUGAAAAACACUAAGUAGUGUAAGAAAGCUGUGAUUUUUUUAUUUUAUUCUUACCUAACCUGAAACCUGCUCUCUGCCCCUGUCUUUGUCCUUCUGUCCGUCUCAGACGGUGUUUAGGAUCGUGGUGUUUGGGAUAUGGGAUUACAUAGAGAACAAAGUCGAGGUAAGCUCCCAUGGGUCUCGUUAGUCCUGUUACUCUGGGCCCCUUUCACUGCUGUGUCAUUCCCACAAUGUCAAACCACAGUGGAAGCGAAAAAGAUGAAACGAUAUCCACGGGUGUCUGUGUCUGUCUGUUUAUUUUUCAGGUGUUUGAUGGAGCUGUCAUCGUUCUUUCCCUGGCCCCCAUGGUGGCCUCCACAGUGGCCAAUGGGCCCAGCAGCCCUUGGGAUGCUAUCGGCCUCAUCAUCACACUGCGCAUCUGGAGGGUCAAGAGGAUCAUUGACGGUGAGGCUAUAGGAGGAGCUGAUGUCCUAAAUGCCCUUUCCUGUCAGGUCACAGCGGUGGAUACUGCAGUGUGCUCUCUCUAGUAUCUGAAACAUUCAAUCUUGAGGUUGUUUGUUUGGUUAUAUUUUUCUUUUUUAUGAUUUUGAAACAAGAAGAAAGGUGAGGCUUCAUCUGUCACACUGAACCUGUGUUGAGAACUACAGCAACAUGCAUUCAUUUUAUCACACAUGCAAAAUACAUACAGACCAUUUUGUGUUGUAGGCAGAAUGCUUCUUAACUAAGCUGCUCCCCCUUGUGGCUUUUAGAUGUAAACGCGUGGGAGAGUAAGAGCAUAUGACAAAACAAAAAACCACAAACUCAUACCUUAAAGCCACCUAUUUAUUGAUUUAUUCCAUCAGAGACAUAACUGUGCAACACAUUCAUAGCAUUUGCCAACAUAUGUGUAAUAUACAUAUUUUUUUAGGAUACACUUAACGACAUUACACUUUCAUUUUUUAGCCUAUGUUCUGCAAGUGAAGGUGGAGAUGGAGCUGGAGAUCCAGCAGUAUGAAAAAGCCAAAGCAGUGAGGGAGGAGCAGCUUGACCGUCUCACCCAGAUCUGCCAGGAACAGGCAGUAAGUCCUCUUUUUUUGUUCAACAUUUGUUACUGUCUUAAAAUCUUUAGCUGCACGUAACCAGAGGAGGGCAGCAACGCACAACACAAUGACACAAAAUUCAAUCUCCAGGAGGCCUGCAGAAAUGAUCCAAUAUGAUCACUUGAAUUUACUUUUACAGAAGUCUUUUGGAUAUCGAAUAGCCAGCACAAAGUACCAUCUUAAAGCAGUCUAUUGACCACUUCCCAAUUUGAUAAUAGCUCUUCUGUUAUUGCUUUAUGUCAUUUCACUCCGCAGCAAAAGUGUUACUCCAAGUGCAUCCACUGAGAGCUGUGAAUUUCUCAGAUAUCAACCGAUUAGAAGAGGCGCGUGUAGAAAGAAAGUUUUUAGAGUGAUAAUGUGCAAAUGCCUGCAGUACGUGUAGAAAUGAUCUGGAAAUAUAAUAUGCAAAUAAAAUAUGAACUUGAACAGGGACAUAAGUUUACAUCAUGCUAUUUUGUCAUGUUGUAAUUUCCUCACUUUAAAUGUAAAAAAAACGUCUUUCUUCAUUAAUUUGUCCUUUUUUCUUUUUAGUUCGAAAUCAGGCAGCUGAGAGCCCACCUGGCCCAGCAGGACCUGGAUCUGGUAGCAGAGCGUGAAGCAGCCAUGCAGAUCCAUCAUAUGUGGGGUAAACAGAGCAGUAGUUUCCAGGAGGUGGAUGGCCUGGCCCCGGGGGCCUCAGAGCCUCAUGGGUCAAACAAGACCAGAGAGCCCGGGGGGGCAGCGGGUAAAUCACCUGAAGUAUUUGACUUCUUUCAGUCUGAGAUCUCUGUGCAUCCAUGGUGUGGAUGGAGGGCAUUUUAGGUUAGGUCCUAAAAUGUCCUUAAGGCUUUCUAACCAGAAGAAAAGCAGUUUGUUCAUAUUUGGCAGAUGUGACUGUUACAUUGCUAAGAUUGAUUACAGAUGACAAAAAAUAUCUCAGAAGACUGGAACACACUCAGGCUUGUUUCUGACCUCAUGCGAUUAAAAAACUGACAGAGAAAGUAAACAAUCCCCCUGCUGUGGAGCUCCACACUGCUUUUGUCAGGACAGUGUGUUCAUUGUGGACACAUUGUUUGUUUCCUCUUUUCAAAAUCAUUCAUCUUACAUCCGCAUCAAAAUUCUGGUGCCUCACCCAGAUGGACUAUAAACCUCUUACACAGUGACAGGUCAUAACUUACAUGGCUUAAAGCAACAAAGUGCUGUCAGUGCUUGUGAUGUCAGGGCUCAAAAGACGAAGGCUUUUCCUUUAAGCUAUAAAUCACAGCGACCUGACAUGCAUCUGAGCUACGGCGUUACCAGUCGCACAUCCUCCUAACAGGCUGCUCUUGAUGUGGUAUUGAUCAAAUGGAGAUGGUUUCUGUCAAAGAUUAGGCUGCCCUAAAGAGAUUAAAUUAAUUUGUGAAUUUGAAUUGAAUUUUUUUGGCUUGGUUGAAGUUUAUUUUGAACAUAUAAAUAAUAAUAAUAAUAAAAAUAAAAAAGUAAAGAAUACAACAAUAAAUGACAAAAAGUUAUUCCUUCAAGAGGUCGAGACUUAUCUAAUCCCACUCCUUCUCCUACACUAUUGAUUUAAAUAUGUAUCAUAAUAUUAUAUAAUAAUAUUAAUAAUCACAAUAGUUAUAGCAAUAAAAAUAAUCACCACAGUUAAAAUAACAAAACGAUAAUAAUAAUGAUAAUGAUAAAAGUAACUGAUUGUACAUCCCUGUAUCCCAUGAAAACAUAUUCUUUAUAUUUUGUUUUAAACUGUAUGAUGUUUGGACAUUGUUUUAACUCCUUUCAAAUCUUAAUGAAUCCUGUGGGAGCUCAGUGCUUCUCAUCAUCUGUUCCUUAUAGUUUAUAAAUAUAGAUUUGCUGUGAAGCACAUCAUGUUUCAAGCAAAAAUCUUUGUUUUUCCACAUUAUUUAAAACCUACUGGCAUCAGAAAAACACUUCGCAUUGACUUAAACUCAAAUCAAGGUAUUGGCAUUGCUAUAGAGAAAUACUGCAUCCACCUUCCUAUCGAUUCAGUUUGAAAAAUGUUAAGUGGUUUUACUUUUUUGUGUCUGAGGGCAUAUUAAGAGUUUUUUUCCCUUCUUCAGAUCACCAUGGUCAAGAUGACAUGAAUAACUACAUCAGCCAGUACUACAGUGAACAAAGCAGUGGUGAGCUUCAACUACAUCCUGUUUUUUUUCCUCAGCCCAUUUAAACCCACAGUAUUUUAGGCUCUGUGCAUUAUGUGUUCUUGCUUUUAUAGAUAUGGGAAUCCCAGACCCUGCACGAGUCAUCACCACAGCAGCCAUAGACGUGCAUCUGCCCAACAACCCCAGCCAGCUUCCCUCUUCUUUAGUGAGUGCUGAUGCAGUGCUCUCCAGCCGAUUGCAGCGAACAGGAAGCUCGGUUAGCGAAGCCUCCACCACCACAGUGUCCCGCACCAGCUUCAGCGCUCGGCAGCACAGCAUUAGCAGCCACACGCUGGGCUCCACCACAGACUGCAGCUCCACAGUGCGGGAAGCCUCCACCUCUACAGAUUACAGCGACCAGCGCUGCUAUCCCCCGCCCUACAGCAGCCCUCUUGCACUGGGUACUCAGCCCCGAGGGAGUCCUAGCGCUGUGGUGCAGGAGCUGCUCUCCUCUCUGUCUGAGGACUCCUGUUUGACACAGAAAGGCCUCGAUCCUGUUAACCUGAAACCUCCCAGCCCUGCUGGUUCAACCAAAACCAGCCCUGAGCUGGAGCACAGGCUCAACAUCUAUAACAAGAGAAACCAGGACAGCAGAGUUGGGCUGCACUCCAAGCCUCUGAUUCAUCUGCAGAGCAAUGAGCCUCUCCUAGAGGAGAAGUACAGGAUGAUGGAGCCAGUGGACGUCCCAGUCAACCGCCUGUCAGAAACAUAAGACUGCCUGGAACUGGGAGCCUCGGGGGACUCCUCAGAUCACCAACACAAAUUAAUGCUCUGCUAAACUCAGAUCAGGUUUGGAGUCACAGGCACAUAAAUGACAGAUCCUCUUUAUAUUUAUGAAACGGAGAGGAUGAAACUACCACAGCAGCACAAAAAAAACAUGAGACUGAAGACUGGAAGAAGCAGACUUAUUAUGUGGCACCACUUCAGGAAUCAACUUUCACAAAAACACUUUUUUGAGUUUUAUGAAAAAUUUUACCAAGAGAAACCAGCAAAAGGGCUCCAGCCUGACAUUUUCAGACUUCUGGUUUUUGCGGAAAAAUAUCCGGCAAAGUUGAGGACUUUCUCUGACUUGAAGGAGUUGAAAUACUGAUCAGGUCUUUUAUUGAAGGGGCCAGAAAAAAACUUGAAUAAAUUCCUCCAAGCUUCAAGGCGUGGAUCGAUCACAACAGCAGGUGAUUCAGCUGUUUGAAAAGUCAGGGUAGUGGCGCUUAACUCACAGAGAAGAGUCCUCUUCAGCAGGGUUCAUGGAUCACACCUUCUUUUUCUUUGUCUUUCUAUAUUAGCAAUGUUAACAUUUCUAUCAAAAUUCUAUAAAUGGAAGGAGUGGAUCAAACUUUUCACUGGUGGAUCAUUUGAGCUGUUUGGAGUUUUUAUCUUGGUACAGAGACUAAAACAAGUGCUUACUGAGAUUUUGCAAACACAGGUCCUUUUCUCAGCGAUUUGAUUGAAAUCCAAACCUGUACCUGAGAGUUUUACCAUCAUUCAGGUUAAUAUGUUUUUUUUUUUUUUUUAAUGAUUUCAAUGUUUGGACGCUGUGUAAAUACUUUAAGAUUGGUUUGAUCGUUGUUGAACAGCCAAAAUAAGUGAGGGAUAAGAAAAUGUUAAAGAAAAUUCAAGCAUGAACCUUCAAGAUUUGCCUCCUAAAUAAUCAAAGAAUUGUUCUGUCAUCAGACGUUUUUCUAUCUUAAUUAUUGAACAAGGGCAUUAAAAAAUGGAUCUAAUAAAAGACAACUUGGAAAAAAAGAACUAGUAAUGGGGCAGUCAAUUUAAUACACGUUUUCACCUCAACAAGUAAAAAUCAACUCGAUAAUCACAAAGAUCUACAUCAAGUGUCAAAGAGUCAGCAGUGAAGAGACAAGCAUUUCUACAGAUGUCCUUUACUGUACCUGAAAAUUACAAACUAAUGACAAUCAGUACCAAUACAGGCAAAUCACACCCCCUUGGUAUUUAUCUGUAGUUUAAGAAUAGCCUCCUGUUUUCAGUUUGACAGGGAUGUUUAAAAAGUUAUUUCUGCAUGCAGACAAAGUUAUGUGAAAACUCCACAGCUUCAGAAAUGUGUUAAGGCAUCGGCUCUGGUAUCCUAAGCUUUCUUUUUACUGCAGGCCCGAGUUGUGAUGUUUUGUGGUACUUUGUUUUCUUCACUUGUCCAGAGCCUCGGUCAUCUCAGGAACAGCCUGAAAAAGAAAACAUUGCAGAAACAUAAAUGUAUUAUUAAAUGUAUUGAAAGAUGGCACAAUGGCAGUCAUGAACUAAAAAGAGCUUUUUCUUGUGUUUUUUUAUUUUGUUUGUUUGUUUUUGCUGCAGAUGUGUGGCAGCUCUGAAAACUCCCCUGUACUAAUAAGUGCUUGGUUUUAAAAAUGUAAAUUCACAGUAGAUUUCUUUUCAGAAUCGAGAUGAAGAAAUACACCUUUCUGUCAUGAAUCCUUAACUUCUGAGGCACCUGUCCCGAGAUUGAUAAUUGUUUUAAUUGGUCAUUGUUUCAUUAUUUCACUACAAACCAUUAAGAAUGCGAGAGCAGCAGCAAACAGACAUUUAUCACAGUUAUUAGCAUGGUGAAAAAUACAAAGAAAGAUUCUAUAUUGAUUGGCAUCUGGCUGAUAAUUAUGUUCAAAAUGUCGUCUAUGAAGUUGCAAUGAGGAAAAAUAUAAAAGUAUUUUUGGUGGAAAUACGAGGACAAAUUUAUUCUAUUUGUGCCGCGUCUGCAAUGCAAAAUGAUUAAUAUGGUGAUUAUUACUUCAAGGAAAUGAUAAAGUAAUGAUCGUAAAUGUUCUUCCUUGAGCUGCGUCACCCCACUGUAGUCUGUAAUGGACUGGCCUGAAGUCUCGCUACAAACCAAGCGGCUGCUGGAAGAGAGUAGGUGAGUUGUGUUUAGUCUCUUUGCUAAAGAAAUUAGGUAAAGUUAAAAAGAUGUUUGGUGGCUAGUGCUGUGGCUGGGACCCUAUAUGUACUGUUGAUAAAGUUAGGUGCUGUUCUGAGCAUUAUUUGUGGCUAUAGAGUGGCAUUUUGGUUGAGGUUUGUUUAUGGCUCCUCAGACCGCUGUGUAUUGCUAUCGUGCGGUCAAUACUAAAGUUUGUAUAACUAGAGAAGCAAGCAGUCGGCAACAUUCAUCUCUCAAUGGGGUGUCUAACUUAGUGUUACGGUGCGUUUGACUCUAACUUAAUUUUACGCCGGAAUAUCCCUUUAAGAGCUGCCCAGGUUGGGCCAGGUAUCAGCUAUCCAUUUGAGGAAAAAGUAGAAAGUUCAUCCAUUUUAAUCAGCCAUCUGAGGAGUGAACAUGUGUAAGCUGAUCUCACCCAGCGGGUCACAACUCUGCUGUCGCUCGCUAUUUAUUACAAACUACCCUGACAGAGUUUGUGCGGACACCUGUGCUGCUCUUGCCCCACUGCUAGGCUAAAUAAAACAUCACCUGAUUAUAACCUACUAGGUUUUCACAGGCAGCACUGGACUCCACUGUUGAUUAUGCCAACAACCCUGGCUCACUAUCCUAAGCUACCGGUAAGAUACAAGAAAGCAACAAGGCGUGUAAAAGGCCUGGCAAGAAGAGACUGAACGGAAUAGUGAAGCAACCUUAUAAGUGCUAUUGAUCAAUCUUUAUAUCUUUGACAAUGCUAAUGUGUUUCUUUGUUUGCAGCAAGUUCAGCCAUCGCUCUCCCUUGAUUAAUUCAAGAACUUAAUAAUUUAGCAGUCGCACAUUUCCAUUAGGUGGAAUAAAUAAGGCAUCGUGCAAAAUUUAUCAGUGAGAAUCCAAAUGUCAUAUUCUGUCACUUUGGACGCUCAGCUAUGAAAACAUACAGUUGAAGUUACAUAAAGUGGCAUGCUGGGUGAUGUAACUUUGCUGUUUGGAUGCUUUCUGAUGCAAUACAGCAGUGACAUUUCUGUAACAGUGUCAACCCCAAAGGUUUACCUUGAAAAGAUCUGCCACCAAGCCAUAGUCUGCAACUUGGAAAAUAGGAGCUUCUGGGUCCUUGUUGAUAGCGACAAUAGUCUGGGUAAAAAAAGGACAUGAUUAACACUAGUACACUUAUUCCUAAAAAGAUCAUUAGGUUAUUAGCUGUGGUGCAGACAAUAUUUUUAAUAGAGCAAACAAAACAGAAAUGGCCAAACAUCCUGACUUCUAUGUGUGUGCGCAGGAGCUGACAAUACCUUGCUGUCUUUCAUUCCAGCCAGAUGUUGAAUAGCUCCAGAGAUCCCAACAGCAAUAUACAACUCCUGUGGACAUGAAAAGAUGACAACAAGACGAGUGUUAUGUGCUUGGAGACAGGAAGUCGAAUAUCAGGUACACCUACGAUCUACUAUACAGCAGAGCUGACUGAUAAUAAUUCAAGGGUGCACACUCUGUCAGAGGGUUGCUGGAGCACGGAUGCAAAAGGGUCAGCUGCCCCAAAACCCCACAGGGAAAACCAACUCUCCGCCCUAGUUUAAUGCACUGCCAUAUGAAUAUUUCAGUGAUAAUUUAAUGCUGCAGCUGAAGCCUCAGAGGAGCAGAGCAUCAAUUUGUAAACACAAUAGCUUUUCAACUCAGAGGAAAAUGUAUGAGGUAACUUCUCUGCUGAAGAGACAAUGACAAGAGAAUCUGCAGAUUUCUAUUCGAAAUGACCAAUUUGUGAAACUUUGUUUGAAGGUAGCUGGGAGCCUUGAGCAAAUCCAGCUCAGUUUCAUCUUGUGGGGCUGUUUUAUUUUAUUUUUUAUCUUUCACCCCAAUAAAUAUUUUGUAGCCUUCA